UGAAAGAUUCCUUUCACCAAAACAAGCAUCGAAAGAAACUUUUUAGAUCCUUUGCGGACAUGUAAGAGAAUCACAGAUGAAUUCCCUGAUACCCGCUGAGGCGAGAUUCUUGACUUUAGGAAGCAAAGGAGUCGGCAAAUCAGCCUUAACUGUUCGUUUUCUGACGAAGAGAUUUAUUGGCGAAUAUCAGUCACUUAUGCAAUUAACCUACAGUCACAAAAUCAAGCUGGACGAUGAAUUUCUGACAUUUGAGUUUCGUGAUACCAUUGAAAAGAGCGAUACGUCUCAAGUUGAUAAAGACAUCAAAUGGGCCGACGCUUUUCUCGUGGUGUAUUCCAUCACGGACAAAAACAGCUUUAAUAAUGCCAUACAUCUGGUUGAAGCAAUCUACGACGGCAAAGGCACAGAUGAAUUGCAUGUCGCUCUGGUGGGAAACAAGAUAGAUCUGGAGCAUUUCAGAAAAGUAACCACAAAGGAGGGCCAAUCGGCUGCUGAACAGCUCGGAUGCAUGUUUUUCGAAGUUUCCGCUGCAGAAAAUUACGAUAAUGUUCAGGAGGCGUUGAAUGUUGUCUUCCGAAGGGUGGCGCUUCACAAGAAAUACUUGCGACAGGAGAAGGAAAAGCGAAAAAACACUAAUCCACAGAUAGAGAAAAAGAAACAGAAAUUUGGAAAUUCUCUUUUCAACUGGAAAAACGAGAAAAAGAGAAGUCCAAGACGAGCAGACACACUUUAAUUUUAAAAUUAGUGUUCUGUUGACUAGACUGAUCUUCGACGACCUAAAUUUUCCUACGAGUUAUCAAGCUGGGCUAGUAACAGUUUGAUGAGGUCUUCUCGUGCCUUUCUUCUUGACUGCGAUAAAAAUAAGUUCCCUACAAGAUUAAAAUACCCGAAAAGUGA
Messenger RNA from Pocillopora verrucosa, 897 nucleotides. RefSeq names its product ras-related and estrogen-regulated growth inhibitor. NCBI's taxonomy places the organism in Eukaryota, Metazoa, Cnidaria, Anthozoa, Scleractinia, Pocilloporidae. Gene Ontology annotation, molecular function: GTPase activity; GTP binding. The record is from RefSeq and is a predicted model, not a curated record.